Molecule: messenger RNA, 1955 nt
Organism: Rubroshorea leprosula
Lineage: Eukaryota; Viridiplantae; Streptophyta; Magnoliopsida; Malvales; Dipterocarpaceae
Source: the annotation of a GenBank genome assembly
CCAUAUAUUGGGAGUCCGCACCGCAUCGAUCGUCAUGUCCAGGUCCAACCACACCUACUUCCAGGUCUGCUUCUGCUUCCGCCGGCGGUUCAAGGCCCCCGUCUCGGAGGCUCCUGCCGAGAUCAAGACGCUAUUCGAGCAGUACUCCGAGAAUGGAAUCAUGACCGUUGAUCAACUACAGAGAUUCUUGAUCGAGGUCCAGAAAGAGGAUAAGCCAACCAGAGAGGACGCUCAGAGGAUCAUCGAUGGCUUCAAGCACUUUCGCCAUACUGGUCUCAACCUCGACGCUUUCUUCAAGUACCUUUUCAGUGUUGUCAACCCUCCUCUCUCUCCGUCUCUUGUGGCACACCAUGAUAUGGCUGCCCCUUUGUCUCAUUAUUUUAUAUAUACAGGCCAUAAUUCCUAUCUUACUGGGAAUCAACUAACUAGUGACUGCAGUGUUGUUCCCAUCAUAAACGCUCUUAAGAGAGGCGUGAGAGCGAUAGAAUUGGAUUUAUGGCCUAAUGCCACAAAAGAUAAUGUGGAUGUUCUUCAUGGAAGGGCUUUGACUACUCCUGUGAAGCUCAUCAAAUGCUUGAAGUCUAUCAAGAAGUAUGCCUUUGUUGCAUCAGAAUACCCUGUUGUUAUAACUUUGGAAGACCAUCUUACCCCAGAUCUUCGACCUAAAGUUGCUAAGAUGGUCACUAGAACAUUUGGAGACAUAUUGUUUUGUCCUGGCUCAGAAUGCUUAAAGGAAUUCCCCUCUCCAGAAUCGCUGAAGAGACAAAUUAUUAUAUCAACCAAACCACCGAACGAAGACCUUGACAGGAAAGAAGUUAAGGAUAAAGAAACCAGUUCAGUGGGGGGUAAGGCUUUAGAUGAGGAAGAAGGUUGUGGGAAAGAAGUUCCAGAUGAUAAAGAUUUUGACGAUGGAGACAAGUCACAGCUUCCAGCUCCAGAAUAUAAGCAUUUGAUCGCUAUUCAUGCCGAGCAGCCUAAAGGUGGAUUGGAUGAUUGUCUAAGGGUGGAUCCUGAUAAAGUUAUACGUCUUAGCUUAAGUGAACAGAAACUUGAAAAGGCUGUAGUAACUCGUGGAAAACAAAUUGUAAGGUUCACCCAACACAAUUUGCUUAGGGUGUAUCCCAAAGGUCAACGUGUGGAUUCAUCAAACUACAAUCCAAUGAUUGGAUGGAUGCAUGGAGCUCAAAUGGUUGCAUUUAAUAUGCAGGGUUUUGGAAGAUCAUUGUGGUUGAUGCAUGGGAUGUUCAGAGCCAAUGGCAGCUGUGGUUAUGUGAAAAAACCUGAUUUUUUAUUGAACUCUGGUGAGGUUUUCGAUCCAAAAGCCAGAUUAUUACCAGUAAAAAAGACUUUGAAGGUUACUGUAUAUAUGGGGGAUGGAUGGUGCUACGACUUCCGUAAAACACACUUUGAUAUAUGCUCCCCUCCAGACUUCUAUGCAAAGGUUGAGAUUGCUGGUGUUCCAGCUGACUGUGUGAUGAAGAAAACAAAGACAAUAAAGGACAACUGGGUUCCUGUUUGGAAUGAGGCGUUUGAGUUCCCUCUCACCGUUCCAGAACUGGCUCUGCUUCGGAUAGAAGUUAACGAGUACGACACGACUUCCAGGGAUGACUUUGGAGGCCAAACAUGCCUACCUGUUUCAGAGCUAAGAAGAGGAAUCCGAGCAGUUCCCUUAUUCAAUCGUGAGGGGGCCAAGUACAAAUCUGUUAAGCUCCUUAUGCGGUUUGAUUUCCUUUGAAUAUAAUCUUUUAAAUGAGUUCCAAUCCUCCAUCCCCUCGGGGGAGGUGGAUAGUCCAUGAAGCUGCCAUCAACUAGCAUUGAAGUAUUUUCAUUCUUGUUUGCUGUGUGAUAUACACCACCAGAGUAAAAUCUGCUCUGCAGUUUCUUCUAUGAGUUUGUGGGAAACCACCUGUGUUUGUACUUGUAAAUUUGUGAUGUAAGGUGUGAUGAGAAUUCUU